AUGGAAGCAGCUCACAAACCUAGACUGCCGGUUCCGGCUGUCCUUCUCCAGCCGUCCAAGUGGCUACCACUGUACGAGGACUUUGUGACAAAAAAUGCAAGCUCAAUAGGGCAGGUCGAAUCUGCGCUGAGAUCGCUCACGUAUAUAAUUCCAGGACGGUACCGCGACUCCGAGAUACCUUCAGAAUGUGUUCAUUCGGGAGUACAGUUGCUAUCGUUAUAUCAUGAUUCGCUCAUUUCCAAGGUCAUCUCCAAUCUACCGCCAACCAUCUGUCGACCAACGCCCAGCCCCCACACCCGGUACACCAAAUAUUGGACCUCACAAUCUCCGCUGUAUCAAAAAGUCGCCCUCACUCUGCAAACCGUCCGAUACACCGAGCUGUUGUGGGAGAUGAUUGCGCGGCGCCGUGGCGAAAAAGUCCGCUGGCGCGUCGUCGUCUUUAUUGAAGUCGUUAAGGCGAUAUGCCGCCUAUUCCUCCUACGACUCACAAACUCGCGGCCGCUCGUCAGCCCUCCACUACCCGAGCGUGAAGUAGACCCUAGAUCGCUAGAAGAAGAUGAUGGCAGUGAUUGGAACGGGAUGCAGACUCCUGUCAGCGAACGGUCAUCGACCGAUCUCAGCUGGACAAUGCCUCGCACGGGGCUGUCGCUCCCGUCCCUGCCAGAUGCGAACGAUGUUUCAAAUUAUCUUAUAUCCAAGGUCCUCACAGCCGAUGACAUCAAACCGCCCAAGGCGCUUCUACACCGGGUGACCGGUCAGGGUCAGUUGGCGGAGGUACUCCAUAUCCUACGACCGGUUGUCUAUGCGCUUGCUCUACAGAGGUGGAGUGGCGACAAGCGAAGCUGGAGGCCUUGGUUAAUCGGUUUCGGCAUGGAGUACGGUUGCCGGCAGCUGUCCAAGGCUGACUUUCGCGAAAGGGUCGCUGGCGGCCUCCGCGGACUGACCGGCCUUGAACGGGAAGAGCUGAAGAAACGGGGUUGGUCGAUGGGGUGGUGGCUGAUGCGAUCAGCUUUUUAUGAGAACAUUACCAAGUCCACGCUUAAGGGACUGACAGGAAAGAUGAAGGGCAAGCCACUUCUUGACCUCGUCGGUAGCAUCAUCGAAGACUACGAAUAUCUUUGGGACAACUACUACUUCCCCACAGCAACACUCUAA
Messenger RNA from Aspergillus calidoustus, 1155 nucleotides. The record is from the annotation of a GenBank genome assembly. Lineage: Eukaryota; Fungi; Ascomycota; Eurotiomycetes; Eurotiales; Aspergillaceae.